AUGGAGCUCCCCUCGGCGGUGGCAUCUGAGGAGGAGCAGCAGGCGCCUCCUAUGUCUGGAGAUGGGAACCCGGUGUGGAGCCCUGAGGAGUCCAUGCACAAAUGGAACAGGGGUCGUACCUUGGCCCCCGGCCCCCAGGCCUUACAUGGGUCUGUUCGCAUUGGGCAGGAGUUUCCCUCUCCUAGGGACACUUCUGAGACCCAGGAGGAGGAGGAGAAGGUGGAGGAGGAAGAGGAGGAGAUACUGGACUUCUCCAGGGGCCAGGAUCUGGAGCACAUCACACAGGAGUGGCAGGAUGGUUGCGUGUACCAGGGGACGGUGGGACUUGACAUGAAGCUGGGCUACGGGCAUUUCUCCUGGCCUACAGGCGAGAUCUACCAUGGGCAGUUCUACCAUGACCACCGCCAUGGUGUGGGCACCUACACGUGGCCUGAUGGCUCCAGUUUCACGGGCACAUUUUACCUCAGCUCUCGAGAAGGCUAUGGCACCAUGGACCUGAAGCUGAGCCUCUUCCAGGGGCUGUACAAGGCAGACCGGCGGUUUGGGCCUGGCAUUGAGACGUACCCUGAUGGCAGCCAGGAUGUGGGCCUGUGGUUCCAGGAACACCUUGUCCAGCUGUGCACACAGGCCCCUGGUGGUUUCUCUAUUCAGGACCACCAGGAGUACUCCAGCUUCCUCAGCUGUGCCCCUCCCAGAGGCAGUAUCUCUGAGGAGCAGGGGCCAGAGCAGGCAGCAAGCUCGCAGGACGAGGACCCCUUCUCCUAUGCCUACAAACAGCUGCUGAUGGAUGAUAGCGUGAUCCUGCCCCCUGACAUGGGCACCUACUCCACUGAUAGCUGCCACCUGCCCCUGCCCUACUCGCUGCGCCAGGCCCUGGAUGCUUGCAUGGGCCUGGGCAAGCCUGACCAGUCCAUGUCCCCAUCUGCCGAGAACAGCAAACCAUGGCCCAUCAAGAAUGAAACACCGCUGCUGGUCCGCAUGCAGAAGCACGCAUACAAGUUCAGGAACAAGCCAGCUCACAGCCGAUGGAGGAUGGAUGCCAUUCUGGUAGGGGACCGCAGUGGCUUUGGGCAGGCAGGGCCCAAGGAGCAGUUGUCCAUGGAACUGAUCCUGAAGGCCAAAGAGGGUGACUACGCAUGGAUGUGCCAAGUCCUGAGGGACAAAAGUGUCAGCCCUGAUGUGGCUGACUCCCGAGGCUACACCGCACUUGCUUCAGCUGCUGUGAACAGCCACAUGGACAUCGUCAAGCUUCUCCUGGACUUUGGCGCUGACGUCAACAAGCUCUCAGAUGAGGGCUUGACACCACUGGCCAUGUGUGCCCUGCUCUACUACCCAGCCUGGGCCUUCAAGCACAAUGUGGCUGAGCGUACCUUGGCCCUGGCCAGCCCCGUGCACGUGAGUGCCAUGGUGAGGAGGGCUAAUGGGGGGUGGGGAAUGCCCUUUAUACUUGUCCCAUCACACCCUGUACCUGGUCCUUCUGGGGCUUCCUUUGGAGAGCACAUGUCCAGGUGUGGUCCCUUGUGGGACAAGGCUUGGGGACCUGGAACCCCAGUAACAGGUUUGUUACUGUCUGGGGUGCAGAGUGGCCGGGUCUCGCUCUCUAUGAAGGACGCUCCGAAGCUGUCCGUUACGUCCGUGCCUGACUCCACCCUCCCCAUCCUGGACAUGGUGCUCGGUCCCAGCUCCAGAGAGGAAUCAGAGGGCAGCCAGGAGGCCCACCUGGUGCCACCCACCAGGCCAACCGAGGGCUCCAUCGAAGGGAUGGCCUCCACCACGGAGCUGACGUGGGAGUCCAGUGAGCUGUGGAGCAGUGCCCAGGGCUGGAACUCCUCAUUUGGGGGCAGCCUCAGUGAUCUGGAGCGCGAGCAGGAUGCCAGAUCAGGACAUCUGGAUCAGGCUAGUAGCUUCAGCCUCUUUGAGUCCAACCUGUGUGUGCGGAACCUGUCGCUGGAGCUGUCUCGAGGCCUCCUGGAGAGGGGCGCACAGGCCUUCUGCGGCCUGCAGCAUCUGCCUGGGCACCAGGCUGGUCGCACCCAAGGUGGUGCCCUGUGGAGGAUGGCGAUGUCCAUGGUGGAGCAGAGGAGCAGGUGGCUGACCAUCUGCCUGCUGCUGCGCCGAGGAGCCGACCCCAACCUGAGCUGUGUGCCCAUGCCAGUGCUCUUCCUGGCUGUGAAGGCUGGAGACGUGGACGGUGUGCGGAUGCUGCUGGAGAAUGGGGCACGCACUGACAUCCAGUUCCCCCCUGAGCACAGGUCCCUGACGCCCCUGCACAUCGCGGUCGCCCUGCCUGGGGAAGAGGGCAUCAAAAUCACUGAGCUGCUGCUUGACGCCAUCACUAAUGUGGAUGCGCGAGCCAACGACAUGCAUGAGACCUGUAAACCACGCAAGCUGGACCUCAUGAUGUCCACCAUGAAGCUCAAUGGAGAGCUGGGUCCACCCAGCAACUACUAUAAAGUCCCAGCCUCAGGAGCAGACAGCCAGGGGGGAAGGACACCUCUGCAUGUGGCCUGUGAGCGUGAAGAUGACCAGAAGCAUGUUCAGGACGUGGUCCGGCUUCUCCUUUCCCACAAGGCAAAUCCCAACAUGCUGUGGAGUGGGCACUCACCACUCUCCCUGGCCAUUGUCAGUGGGAAUGACCUGAUUGUGAAGGAGCUGCUGAUCCAUGGGGCUGACCCCAACUUGCUGCUGACCAGAGGCCUGGGCAGUGCCCUCUGUGUGGUCUGUGACAUCAGCUAUGAGAGCUACAGGAACCUGGAGGGAAAGCUAGCCCUGGUUGACCGACUCAUCAGUUAUGGGGCUGACAUCCUGAACCCCAUUACGCUUGUGCAGGGGGACAAGAUGGCUGUGGGCACAGCUGUGGACUAUGGACACUUCCGGUUCUUCCAGGACCGCAGGAUAGCCCACAGCGCCUUCCACACGCUCAUGCCCCACGAGCGGGACACGCUGGUGGCCCGGAAGAGGCUGCUGGACUACAUGGGCUUCCUGCUGCGCAGCGCCGUGCUGGCCAAGGAGGGCCAGUGGGACCCCCAAGAGCUGUACCUGAGCAAGAGGGGGGCCCAAGUCACAGUGGCCCUGGACAUAGACCCGCUUUCCAUUCUGUGGGGCUCACAGGAACUUGAGUGUCUGGCCCUGAGCUCAGCCGGGGGCUCCCCUUGCAGCAUUCCCUUCUUCAAGUUCUGCUACCAGUGCGGUCGCUCGGUGGGGGUGCGGCUGGUGCCCUGCGUGCGCUGCUAUGGGGUCCUGACCUGCAGCAAGUUCUGCAAAGGCCGCUUUUGGGUGGAUGUCCACAAGAAAGAGUGCAGUGAGCUGCAGGCACUUGGUGAGUCUGGGGCGUUUGGCUUGGCUCACUGUGGCCCGAGUCCUCCUGUGGCCACCCUGACCCUAUUCCAGCUCCUUGCUCAGGGAAUCAGAGGCUGGAGGAGAGUGACUUCAGGGAGGACCGAGAUUUCCACACAUAGCUGUACCCCAGCUAGCUCAGUGCCCCGUGGGCUCCGAAUGAAUACAUCCACCCCUUGA
This is a messenger RNA of Suncus etruscus (white-toothed pygmy shrew), 3516 nucleotides long. It is a transcript of the gene ANKMY1, whose product is annotated as ankyrin repeat and MYND domain containing 1. Gene Ontology annotation, molecular function: protein binding. The record is from RefSeq and is a predicted model, not a curated record. Bases 1 to 3516 code for a protein of 1171 amino acids. The transcript has 18 exons. Lineage: Eukaryota; Metazoa; Chordata; Mammalia; Eulipotyphla; Soricidae.